AUGGGUGAAUUGCUUCUGCUGGACAAGGCGCUAAUUGCUGACGACCCCGCCAUAUCUCGCUCAGGACAUCUUCGUGCCCAAUUCACUCCUCAAGACGCUCAACACUCAGCCAUGGAUGACUGGAAGGAAGACGACUGGUGGUCUCAGUCUUUAAAGAAGAAUACAGCCCAUAGGCAAGCGGCGCACGGAAAAUUCAAUGCCCUGCCCGUCGAGCCCAGUCUCUGCGAUGUCUGUAAAUCCAUCGACUUUGGAUACCUCUUUUUUGGUGACCCCGCCACCGGAUACCGAAGAGACAGGAAAGAAACGCUCUCUCUAGGGAGCCUACCGAGUGUCUCACAAAGAGCCUCUGACGGAUGCCCGUUCUGCAGAGACAUUGCCAUUCCCACUGCGCAGACGCUCCUGGAACGUUUGAGACAGUCCGGAAAGACAGUCACCCCAGAUCGCGUGUCUGUCCAGUUCAGUGUGAACGACAUCCGGCUCUCGCGCGAUGUGCCCCGCCUACAUCGGUCGAAUGGACUGUACAUGGGGGUGGCCCUGCACAGGCAGAGCGUCGGAUGUGACGCCAGCACAGUCGAAGAUGAAAAGGAUAUAGAGCCACCGAUAUGUUUGAUGGACCACGAAUUGUCAACAUAUAGGGAGUUGAAGCCUCUGGUCGAGCUAGAGGAUUGCAAGAAAUGGCUGCAGGGGUGCUGCGACCAGCACGAUCGGUGCAACCAAAUACAGGAGCCUCGUUUUGACAACCCACGGUUCAAAUUGAUCGACGUGCAACGCCGGCGCAUUGUCCAGACCGGAUCGCAGCAGGAACCUCGAUACGCGACCUUGAGUUAUGUUUGGGGACCUGUCACCAACAUGUGGACGUUGACGGACCGCAUGGAAUGGAUGGAGGACGGGGAAGGCAUGCGUUACUGUGUGCUUCCGGACCAGCUGCCGCAGACCAUUGAAGACGCCAUACGCGUGACGCACGGUCUAGACCUACCGUACUUAUGGGUGGACGCCGUCUGCAUUAUACAGAACGACGCGGACGACAAGCAGGCGCAGAUCGGGGCCAUGUACCAUAUCUACGCGGAAGCGCAUGUCAACAUCGUGGCGGCGUCCGGAGAGAACGCACAUUCAGGGCUUCCCGGCGUCAGCCUUCCUCGCCCAUUGCCCGGGAGCAAGAGCGUUCGGAUCCGACAAGGCGUGUCUGUCGGAAUCCCACAACCGCCUCUGACAAAACACCUCCAGGACAGCAAGUGGCGGACCCGAGCGUGGACCUAUCAAGAGCUGAUCCUGUCGCGACGCAGCCUGUUCUUCACAGAGCGGGAGGCAUUCUGGUACUGUGGAUUCAGCCUUCACAAGGAAUCGGCCGUCUACGGCGGCGAGGGCGAGGAGGACUACGGCUGGGGCGACGGAGACGCGGAUCUCAUCGGCAACGCGUCCGUCAUGAGGGCGAAAAUGGACCGAGAACCAGACAUGCUUGGUAAGAUGUAUGUAGCAGCCGUGGAGGAGUACACAGUCCGCCAGCUGUCAUAUCAGAGCGACGGCCUCAACGCAUUCUACGGGAUGUCGACCUACUUCAGUCGCUUGUUCCAGUGCGAGAUGAUAUACGGAUGUCCGAAAUGGAUGCUGGUCGAGUGUUUGAAAUGGAGUUCGCCUUUGCUUGGUCCUGACUGCUGGCCCGAACGACGACAGCUGGACGACGGUCCCUUAUUCCCGUCCUGGGCGUGGGUGGCGUGGAAAUGUGCCGUGAAUGUCGAAUUGAGGUCGUCGUAUUUCUGGGGCUCCCAGAUCAAGAUCUUGGAGCCCUCGUGCUUUGCCCCCAUCCCGUAUACCCCAGCUCUACGGCAGGAGUUUGCCGUGGAACAAGUUGAUAACGAGGAACACCUCAGUGGGAUUCUGCCUGUCGUCACGAAGAUGGGUCGUUGCCAGCUCGUGGGGCUGGAUUUGCAAGGAUUCGCCGACAUCUACACUCUCGAUGGAUCAUACAUGGGCGACUGUGAUGUCCGCGGAUGUCUGGAGCUCGAAGAGGACCAACGUCUCGACGCACACGUGAUACAGCUCAUGAUACGGCACCGCAAGGGCCAAGCAUCCCACUGCUCGGCGAUGGUCGUGCGGCUACACGCAUGGCCGCCAGGCAGCGGAAUUGCAGAAGAGCUGGCCGAGCAGGCGCUGACCGCCACUUCGUUCCCAGCCACUGCUCGCCAGAUGUAUACUGCAGAGCACGAGCCGCAGCACAAGGAGCCGCCGUGUCCACCGGGCCUCGCAAUCUCCGACUCAGUCAGGGGCAUCGGUCCAGGCCAAUUCGUUCUCGCAACGCGUCUAGGCACCGCACGCCUCGAGGCAGCCGUAUGGGAGCGCGCGGAUCUUGCGGACACGGUGGUGUUUCUGGGAUAA
Aspergillus terreus NIH2624 is the source of this 2373-nucleotide messenger RNA. Its product is annotated as HET domain-containing protein. The coding region runs from base 1 to 2373 and encodes 790 amino acids. Lineage: Eukaryota; Fungi; Ascomycota; Eurotiomycetes; Eurotiales; Aspergillaceae. The record is from RefSeq and is a predicted model, not a curated record. The transcript has a single exon.